This is a messenger RNA of Pteronotus mesoamericanus, 904 nucleotides long. RefSeq names its product surfactant protein C (gene SFTPC). The record is from RefSeq and is a predicted model, not a curated record. The transcript is spliced from 6 exons. Gene Ontology annotation, cellular component: alveolar lamellar body; extracellular region. Gene Ontology annotation, biological process: respiratory gaseous exchange by respiratory system. NCBI's taxonomy places the organism in Eukaryota, Metazoa, Chordata, Mammalia, Chiroptera, Mormoopidae. Bases 115 to 687 code for a protein of 190 amino acids.
AGGGCUAGCUGGCAGAUGGGGGCCGGGUCCUUCACCUCUGUCCCCUCUGCCUACUGCCACAUAUAAGGCCCUAGUCACAUUAGCAGUUGAGGAGGGAAAGGUGCGUGCAGCAAGAUGGACGUGGGCAGCAAAGAGGUCUUGAUGGAGAGCCCGCCGGACUACUCAGCAGCGCCCCGGGGCCGGUUCGGCAUCCCGUGCUGCCCUGUGCACCUCAAACGCCUUCUCAUCGUGGUCGUGGUGGUGGUCCUCGUCGUGGUGGUGAUUGUAGGGGCCCUGCUUAUGGGUCUUCACAUGAGCCAGAAACACACUGAGAUGGUCCUAGAGAUGAGCAUUGCGGGGCCAGAAGCCCAGCAACGCGUGGCCCUGAGCGAGCGUGCGGGCACCACAGCCACCUUCCCCAUCGGCUCCACCGGCAUCGCCGCGUAUGACUACCAGCGGCUCCUGAUUGCCUACAAGCCGGCCGUGGGAACCUGCUGCUACAUCGUGAAGAUGGCCCCGGACAGCAUCCCCAGCCUUCAGGCUCUCACUAGGAAACUGCAGAGCCUCCAGGUCAAGCCUGCAGCGCCUCCCUCGAAGCUGGGCCAGGAGGAGGGUCGUGAUACCGGCUCAGUGUCCUCCAGGAGCCUGGGCUUCCUGGGUCCCACCCUGAGCACUCUGUGUGGCGAGGUGCCCCUCUACUACAUCUAGGAGCCUCAGAACCUGUGGAAGCCUAAAAGGGACGGAAAGCUCCCUGAGCAAAGGGUUUUCGGCAAACAAACAGGAAGCUGCGCCUGCCACCCCAUAGUGACCAGCCCUGGAGAAGGGGAGCUGUGGGGAGAGGUGGGAGCCAGUAGAGGAGAGGUGGCCCCUAGGGGCCAGGGGGGCCCCAUCACAAAACAAUAAAGCAGCCUGACUGAAAAACAAA